AUGGAGCAAAAGAAGAAGAGCGACGACAAUCUGAUCUCCUUUGGGGCGUUGGAUGAAUUUGGUGCACCCCUCAGUUGUUUACCAUUUGCACCUUGGCCGCAACUAUUGGUUCACCUCCAGCGGUGGGCAGCGGUGCGGAUUGAGCCAUUGGUGGGAAAAGCAGCAGAGGCGUUGCUGCUGGUGGCUGCUGUUGAAGCGAGGCUGCUUCGCAUUGGCAGCGGAGCCUGCGGGCUGGCGCUGGAGGAGGACUUCCAGAAGGAAAACUUGGUUGAGAAGGGCAAGUACCUGGUGAGGUCCCUGUCGACCAAAGUGCUUGGGCAGACAGAUGCUGGACGCAAGAAGGUGUAUCCAGCCAACUUUGUGGAAGAGGAGUUGGAUGAAAUUCACUAUGCAGCUGAAGAAGAAUGUGAUGAAGAGCAAGCCUUAGCCAUGCUCAUCGAGGAAGGUGAUGAGACAGCACUUGCCAUACAAGAGUUCGAGGAUCAGGUGAUCCAUGUUUGCCACUGGAAGGAUGAGUGCCCGCUGAAGGACAAGAAUGUGACUGCAGAUGCGAACGUGAUCCUCACGGAAGAGCUCUCAGGGGGUGGUGAACUUCUUGAUGAACUUCCUGGCCAUGAUCUUGCCAAUUGGCAGGAAAGUAGGAAUGGCAGCUUAGGUGACUCAGGCACUGGGAUCAUAGAUACCGGUGCAAGCAAGUCCGUGAUCGGCGAAAAGCGAGUGAGUGCACUUUUGACUACUUUGAAGGCAGAACACCGUGAGAUGAACCAGAUCGGCUUCAAAGUCAGUCCGCUCUUUCUCAAGCUGACAGCCAUGACUCUUCCAAGUGCCUCGGGAACGCCAUUUCCGGGACUCCAGACAGAGAUGCUAGAUGCGAUGCUGUCCGGAGAAGUGGAUGCCUCUCUGGCCUUCGAAGAUCGACAACUACCAGAGAUCAAAAGUCGUCGCCCUCCAGGUGUGAUGACCUUGAAGGAGUGGGGUCAGUUGAAGUUCCCGGAAGGGAAGUGGCGGCACAAGUCCUUCUUUCAGGCAUACCAGGAGGACCCAAAGUACGGCAAGUUCAUGAAGGAGCACAGGAAACUGGUGUCAGCUUGGGCACUGAGUUUUCAGGCUUACGUGGAAGCCAUGGACAGGAUGCAGGAAGAGUGCUCGAAGGCCUUCUACCAGGAGUAUGCCAGACAGUGGGCCAAAGCCGAGAUGUCCAAGAUGUAUCCGAAGGCAGAGAUCGAGAAGAGUCAAGGACCAGAGUGGGAGCUGUUGACAGGAGGGGUGACAUCGCGUCCGAUGAGCACGAUGUCAUCACCAAGUCAGAAGCGCCCCAUGGAAGAAGAGCAGUCGCAGAUGGCGAUCGAGGUGCAGCAGAAAGAGGAGAUGAUCACUCGCAUGGCGAUCUUGCAGCGCGAGAUGGACAAGAUCAAGGCCGACUUGGAGGGUCAAGCUGCGCUUUGGAAAGUUUUGGAGGAAGAGCGACCGAGAGAAGUCUGGAUGGCACCAGAAUGCAAAUAUUGGGGCAACUUCAGUCGCAGAAACAUGGGCAGGUUUGAUGAGAAGCCACUGGUUUUGGAUGAGUUGCAUGUUUGUGAUGUUGAUGAAGCUUUUGUUGCCGGAGUUGUCAAAAGAAAAAGAGUGUCCGCUGCAGCAGUUCCAGAGAGCUUGGAAGAGCCGGUUUCAGCAGAAGUGAAGCGUCCAAGGUAUCACUGCAAACAGACACCAGCAGGUGACCACGGAUGUGCAGCCGGUGAAUAUUGGGAUGGCAUUUUUAAGAAAAUUGAAACCAUGGUUCCACGGGUAGGCAAACGUGUUUUGGAUGAUGAUGGGAUUUUAGCUCAGAUUCAGAAGGGGGCCCCAAACUUGAAGGUUCAGAGGGUUGAAGCCUGUAGGGGAACUGAGAGGUUGCGCCUUCCUGGAGCUGAUGCGGACCCAGAAACCAUCCCGUUGAGAUUGACCGUGGUCAAAGACCGCAUCACGGGUCAGUCAAUGGUACUUGGCCCAGCUGAGGAAUGGGCUGCUCUGCCAAAAAGGCAGCAAAUUCGAAAGGGUCAAUCUGCAAAGAUGAGCCUCACCAUUUUUGGAAGUUUUCCAAAGUCAGGGGAGCUUGAGACAAUGGGGUCUGAUAAGGAAGCAGGUACUGGGGAUGAUGGUGAAGAUGUUGUUGUGGUAAGUAAAGACCCUCCCAAGAAUGUUCCGGUUCAUGGACCAGGAUACAUGUUGUUGAAUGGUGAUGAAAAGGCUCAGAUUCGGAGGUUGCAUCACAACUUAGGCCAUCCACAUCCACAGAAGUUUGCCUGGUUUUUGAAGGAAAGGCAUGCGGAACCUCAUUUGGUUCAAGGAGCUCUGGAUUAUCAGUGCGACAGUUGUGCGGAAACAAAAGCUGGUCCAGACUCCACCCGUCCUGGCACAAUUCAUGAGAAUCUGGGAUUCAAUCAAGUGAUUGGUAUGGACACUGCUGUUUGGACUAAUAGUGUUGGUAAGAACUUUCAGUUUUCUCAUAUCAUUGAUGAAGGGACUUUGUUUCAUGUUGGUUCUCAUGUUGUCAGUGCGGACACAGAUUCUCAAAUUCGAGUCUUUGAGAAAUGUUGGAUGUUAUGGGCUGGCACUCCUCAAGUUGUGUAUGUUGACCCUGGCACGGAAUAUACGGCAGAAGCAUGGCAGGACAGAAUGCAAAGGCAUGACAUCCAUGUCAAAGUCAGUGCAAGUGAAGCACACUGGCAAGUGGGGAGAGUGGAAAUUCACGGAUCAGUUGUGAAGAAGAUGUUGAGUCGCAUGGAUUUGGAGUCACCAAUAAACUCGGUUGGGGAGUUUGAGCAGGCUUUGGUUCAUGUGUUCAAUGCCAAGAACAGUUUAUCCAGAGUGAAGGGAUACUCUCCCGAACAAGCUGUCCUUGGAAUUGCCAAAAGAUUGCCUGGGUCCGUUGUCUCUAGUCAGGGGGUAGGAAGUAUAACUCUGGCUGAAGGGACUGGUCCCGAGAGCGAAGCCUUUCGAGCCAGUCUGGAAAGACGCGGCAGUGCACGCAGAGCUUUCAUAGAAGCUGAUAAUUCAUCCAGUCUUCGUCGUGCGCUUUUGAGGCGGACUCGGCCAAUGCGAGGACCUUUUGAAAUAGGAGAUCUUGUGUUGUAUUGGCGUAGGAGGGGUGCCAAUCUACGUAGAGAUCGUGGUCGCUGGUAUGGGCCAGCGAGUGUUGUUGCAGUCGAAGGGUCCAAGAAUGUUUGGUUGAAUCAUGCUGGAAAGCUAGUGCGCACGAGCCCUGAGCAACUUCGUGCAGCCAGUUUUCGGGAGUGGAAGCAGGCCAAAGAGUUGCUCACAGAGUCUGGCCCAGGGAACUCAGAUUUACAGAGAGCCCUCAAUGAUGGCAGUUUCAUUGAUGUAGAUGGGGAGGAUUUUCCUGACUGGGAAGCUGAAACAGAGGGAUAUGACCCAUCAAUUGGGGAGCCCGAAGGAGAGUUGUCAGUUCAGCCACCUGGGACACCUAAUGGGGAGUUGAGCAAUCAGAGAAUGAACUCCCUGAUUACGUGCGUGUGCCGGUUCCAGAAAGUGUCAGUGAGUCCGAUGGUGAUGCCUCACAGGCGGGCGUCAAUCUUGAACCAACGGAUGACCUUCUGUUUGGAGAUGACAUCACCAUGUCUGCAGAUGAUAGGUGUUGCCAGUUCUGGGAGAUUGAAAUUCCUGUUGAAAACCAUGAAGAGCAUGCACUGUUUUGCGCUGGAUCAGCAGAUGAAAGUGUGUUGUUGGUGA
This is a messenger RNA of Cladocopium goreaui, 3729 nucleotides long. Lineage: Eukaryota; Dinophyceae; Suessiales; Symbiodiniaceae. The record is from the annotation of a GenBank genome assembly.